ACUUUCUCUAUAGGAUAACAGUGGAGCGAGCUGUGGACGGGAUUUGUGGCUCCAUUUUCUUCACCUCAGAAUUAAAAAAAAAAGAAAGAGAAAAUCGAGUGACUCGAAAAUGUACCCAGGUAAUACUGCAAAAGAGCAUCUUCGUCUAGAUUUUUUGUGGAUAUUUCUUGGGCCUGCCUUUCGUGUCGAUUCUCUCGCAAACCUGAACUAGAACUCAGCGUAUGUGCCUCAACUUCUGUUCCCCCUCCUCCUUCGUUUGCAAUCCCGAUUGGUUGUUCCUGCAGAAGGUUUUUCUCCCAACAAAAGCUAUCAUUUCUUCCUCCUCCUCCGUGCAUGUCUGACUGCAGUAGAGGUGGAUUGCGUACUUUUUACAAUUCAAGAUUUCUGUUGUAAGUUCCGUUGAAGUAAAAUGUUUGAUCAGGCUUGAGCUGGGUUGUGCUUUGAUUAUCAAUGGCGAUUCUGCUCAACUUAAUGUCUCCUGUCUCAAAGCCAUCCUUGGGAUACACAAGAAAGUCUGGUGGGUUUUACUCCCAUGUGCCGAAUUUGCACUCCUUCUCUCUGAGCAAGGGCUUUGCCAGAGCUCUGGCAUCUACCCAGAUCACCAUUUCUUCCAAGGACUCCGUUUCUGCGUUGCCCAAUUGGAGGCUUGGCGGCAAGACUGAUCCAAGAGGCAAAGACCUCAGACUCAAUGAUGCAUUCCAGAAUUUGGAUGACAUGGUCGCGAAGGGCCAAAAGCCUGAUGUCAACCAGGCAACUCAGCUCUUGUAUGAUCUGUGCAAGGCCAAUAAGUUGAAAAGGGCAAUCAGGGUCAUGGAGAUGAUGGCCAGUUCAGGAAUCAUUCCCAAUGCAGCUUCAUACACUUACCUGGUGAACCAUUUGUGCAAAAGGGGUAAUGUCGGGCAUGCGAUGCAGCUCAUCGAGAAAAUGGAAGAAUAUGGGUACCCGACCAACACGGUCACCUACAAUUCGAUCAUCCGGGGUCUUUGCAUGCAUGGGAAGUUUAGCCGGAGCCUUCAGCUCUUAGAUAAAUUGAUGCGGAAGGGGUUGGUUCCGAAUGCCUUCACGUACUCGUUCUUGCUUGAGGCUGCUUAUAAAGAAAGAGGGGUGAAAGAAGCGAUGAGGCUUCUGAACGAGAUUGUUGCUAAGGGCGGGAAGCCGAAUUUGGUUAGUUAUAAUGUUCUGUUGACUGGUUUGUGCAAGGAAGGCAAGACAGAAGAGGCAAUCAAAUUCUUUAGGGAUUUGCCGUCAAGAGGGUUCAGUCCUAACGUAGUUAGCUAUAAUAUUCUGUUGAGGAGUUUGUGCUAUGAAGGGAGGUGGGAGGAGGCGAACGAACUUUUAGCUGAGAUGGAUGGUGGGGAUCGUGUACCUUCCAUAGUCACUUACAACAUUUUGAUCAGUUCGCUUGCCCUCCAUGGCAAGACCGAACAAGCUCUGGAGGUACUGGAGGAAAUGGCGCAAGGACAGUUCAAGCCCACGGCCACUACCUAUAAUCCGAUAAUUGCCCGGCUUUGUAAAGAAGGGAAGGUGGAUCUCGUAGUUAAAUGUCUAGACCAGAUGAUUUUUCGGCAAUGUAAUCCUAAUGAGGGAACUUACAAUGCAGUUGCUAUUCUUUGUGAAGAGGGUAAGACACAGGAGGCGUUUUCCAUUAUUCAUAGCUUGCGAAACAAGCAAAGUUCCACGACGCGCGAGUUCUACAAGAGCGUCAUUUCAAGCUUGUGCAGAAAAGGAAACACUUGUGCAGCUUUCCAGCUUCUUUACGAAAUUACAAAGCACGGGUUUACUCCUGAUUCAUUUACGUACUCAUCUCUGAUCAGAGGCUUAUGCCUGGAGGGUAUGCUAGAUGAGGCCAUCGAAAUCUUUGGUAUAAUGGAGGAAAAUGAGCAGAAGCCAGACGUAGACAAUUACAAUGCGCUUCUGCUCGGUUUCUGUAAGUCGCGGAGGACGGAUUUGUCCUUGGAAGCUUUUGUGAUGAUGAUUGAGAAAGGGAACAUGCCUAAUGAAACAACUUAUACCAUUCUGGUGGAAGGACUUGCUCACGAAGACGAGAUGGGGUUGGCGGCAGAAGUUUUGAAAGAGCUGCUAGCGAAGCAAUUCCUGAGCCAGAGCACUGUAGAAAGACUUGUUAUGCAGUAUCGCCUGGAAGGUGUACCUACAUGAAAUUAUAGAUAGCCACUAGUAGCAAAGAGAACUGAAUAGCGGCCCUUUCGGUUACCUUAGUCGUAUGUGGUAUCAUCCUGCAGGAACAAGCUGUUUUGGGCCAGUCGGAUUAAGAGCAUACUUAUCCUGUGCAUUUUUUGUUGGGACAAAGACUGCUUUCGGCGAUUUUACUUGAUCAUGCUUCUAGAAUGUAUAGAAGAAGAACAGCACAUGUUAUUCUUUUGACGCUCAUUGUUUGUCUCAGGUACUCCUGUAUGUUGGCCAAGCUUGUAAAUGCUGCUAAGGUCUUGGGCAAUGUUGACUUGUUCAGUUGUUUCCAUCCCAGAAAGUUGCCCUAGAGAUGAGCAUUUCGAUGGUCGGUGCACGGGGACUUUCCCAAGAAAAACGACAGCAAGACAAUUACGCAGAGGUCGUAACAUUGAGUGAUGAGAAAGUAGCGCAUUCCUACGGCUGAAGCAGCAUGAAUACCAUGUAAUGUUUGGUCUUGCAUCUGCCUUGGAAAUUCAUGGAUGUGUGCUGGUCGAUUCGUACCAUACUUUUGAUAACAUUUAGUUACAUUUUGAAGUUUGAA
Molecule: messenger RNA, 2728 nt
Organism: Syzygium oleosum
Lineage: Eukaryota; Viridiplantae; Streptophyta; Magnoliopsida; Myrtales; Myrtaceae
Product: pentatricopeptide repeat-containing protein At1g79080, chloroplastic
Exons: 1
Coding region: 451-2157 (568 amino acids)
Molecular function (GO): protein binding
Source: RefSeq, a predicted model, not a curated record